AUGUCAUUAGCCGACGUCUUUGCCUUCUCACAUGUUACGGGACACGUCUUUUCCACAAGUGAACGUGUUGCGUUGGCCACAUCACUUCCACUUCUGAUGGAAAAGAGUAAAUGCCGUACAAUGAUUGUAUGGGGUAAAGUGUAUGGCUUUAAGAAUGAUUACACGAUUGUACAGGCCUUUAAUGAUGAUCUCGUUGCCCAGCCGGUGAUUUAUUAUUCCAUUGAUGAAGGACGCUCCUUUGUUUUUCUUGGCACCACCGAUUCAUUAAUGGAACGAACCAUGGAUGAAACCUUAAAUGUCAAACAAAAGAAAAUGUUAAUGUAUCGUAUGCGUGGACCCUUCAUGGGUGAUCCAUCGUAUGAGUACCGUGUGGUGGAUGAGUUGACCGGCAUGACCGCCAGUUAUAAAGAAUCCCUGCGGCUCGUGUUGUUUAUUGAGGCGCACGACUUUCACUGCCGUGUGGCCCCACGCGGGGCGUAUUAUCGUGAACUCCGCAAUGCCACUCUGCCGCCGGAAGUGAAACACAAUAUUGCCUUUACGGGUCUUCCACGCACAUACGAUGAGGCACUCUCCCUGCGGAAUUACUAUCACUUACGGGCGGAGAAUCCCUAUCUCACUCUUAUUGCCCGCAAUGAGGGAACCCAACAACAUGAGAAGUCUGGACUGGAGCGAUUGGAGGAGGAUCAAAAUCUCGAUGCCGUCUUUUUUCCCAUCAGUGAUGAUUUACCCGGCGGUGUUUGGCGAAUGCGGUAUGAUCCUGUGAAUAAUGUGGUGCUGGGAAUGAGUGCGAAGUUUGUGGGAUCUGUCUUUUAUCACGUGCCGGAGACAAAGAAGUAUGGAACUAUUUACAUGGGCGAUGGCAACAUCAACCACGAUAUUGCAUUUGAGCUAUAA
Molecule: messenger RNA, 894 nt
Organism: Trypanosoma theileri
Lineage: Eukaryota; Euglenozoa; Kinetoplastea; Trypanosomatida; Trypanosomatidae
Product: radial spoke protein Ci-RSP9
Exons: 1
Coding region: 1-894 (297 amino acids)
Biological process (GO): motile cilium assembly; cilium movement involved in cell motility; axoneme assembly
Cellular component (GO): axoneme
Source: RefSeq, a predicted model, not a curated record